This is a messenger RNA of Egretta garzetta (little egret), 2954 nucleotides long. It is a transcript of the gene RALGPS1, whose product is annotated as Ral GEF with PH domain and SH3 binding motif 1. The record is from RefSeq and is a predicted model, not a curated record. NCBI's taxonomy places the organism in Eukaryota, Metazoa, Chordata, Aves, Pelecaniformes, Ardeidae. Gene Ontology annotation, molecular function: guanyl-nucleotide exchange factor activity. The transcript has 22 exons. Gene Ontology annotation, cellular component: plasma membrane. Gene Ontology annotation, biological process: Ras protein signal transduction; positive regulation of GTPase activity. Bases 606 to 2318 code for a protein of 570 amino acids.
GAGUUGCCAGAGCUAGACCCAGCAACGGACUGAUGGAGGCGUGUGGCAAAAUGGGUUGAGCAAGUGCAGAAUUGCCUUAUUCCACUUUGCGUUGUUCUUGCAUUGUCUUCACUUUUGCUUCAGAGCGAACUACAUAUCUAAAUGGGUUUGUUAAGUUGGCAAAGAACAGACAACCUCUGGUGGAAUUCUGUUUUCAUCAUGUUGUCUCACCAGUGCUGGAUGAGCUGAAACUUGCUGAGUCUUGGGGAGAGCAUGUAUAAAAGGAAUGACCUCAUGGCCAAUGUGAUGAUCACCUCCGCCACUCCAGAGGUAACAUUUUGAUGAAAUUCUUCCCUGGUUGAAACAUUCUACUUCUGCAUCUCUUACGACAGCUGAAGGAAGAGCUGCAUGAAGCAAGUUUUUCCAUGGUAGUGCUGCCUUUUGCACACUCAAAUCAAAGCAGUUGUCCUGAGUUUCUUGAAACAAAUAAUCUGUGAGCUGAUCUUUAAAAAUCUUAAACCAAAACAAAAAUACAUAAUACAGCUGUGCCCUGCAGAAGAUAAUUUUCUCAAACACAGUAUAAAUACCAUCAGACUAACAAUGAAACAGUUUUUCAUUCUCUCAAGAUGGGGGACAUUUUGAUUCGGGGUAGUAGCAGCUCAGAUUCUCUGGAAGGGCGAAGUUCAGACUAUGCCAAUAAAAGCUACGAUGCGGUUGUAUUUGAUGUGUUGAAAGUAACUCCUGAGGAGUUUGCUAGCCAGAUUACAUUGAUGGAUAUGCCAGUAUUUAAAGCUAUACAGCCUGAGGAACUAGCCAGCUGUGGAUGGAAUAAGAAAGAAAAACAUAUCCUUGCUCCAAAUGUUGUUGCCUUUACUAGGAGGUUUAACCAGGUCAGUUUUUGGGUUGUACGAGAAAUAUUAACAGCACAGACCUUAAAAAUAAGGGCAGAAAUAUUGAGCCAUUUUGUGAAAAUAGCUAAAAAGCUUCUAGAACUGAAUAACCUUCAUUCUCUUAUGUCGGUGGUGUCAGCACUGCAAAGUGCACCUAUCUUCAGACUGACCAAAACCUGGGCUCUUUUGAAUCGCAAAGACAAGACCACCUUUGAGAAGUUAGACUAUUUACUGUCUAAAGAAGAUAAUUAUAAAAGGACACGAGAAUACAUCAGAAGUUUGAAAAUGGUUCCUACUAUUCCGUAUUUAGGAAUUUAUCUCUUGGAUUUAAUCUACAUUGAUUCUGCAUAUCCCGCUUCAGGCAGCAUUAUGGAGAAUGAACAAAGAUCCAAUCAAAUGAACAAUAUUCUCCGAAUAAUAGCUGAUCUGCAAGUCUCCUGUAACUAUGAUCAUCUCACAACACUACCCCAUGUGCAAAAGUAUUUGAAGUCUGUCCGUUACAUUGAAGAACUUCAGAAAUUUGUAGAAGAUGACAAUUACAAAUUAUCAUUAAGAAUUGAGCCAGGUAACAGCUCUCCUCGACUGGUUUCCUCCAAAGAAGAUCUUGCAGGUCCGUCUGAUGUGUCAGCAAUUCUGAAAUUCAGUAGGAGACCCACAUGUCCUGAUGCUUCAGUAGCAGCAACUCUACCAACACCUCCUGUACCAAGGCACAGGAAGAGUCACAGCCUGGGAAACAACAUGAUGUGUCAGUUCAGCGUAGUGGAGAGCAAAAGCGCAACCUUCCCGACGGAGAAGCCGCGCCACCUCCUGGAUGACAGCGUCCUGGAGUCGCACAGCCCGGCCCGCAGCCAUGUGCUGAACUCGCUUUUCACCAAUGGCCUUUCCAUAGAUAGCAGUGAAAGCUCAGAAUUUAGUGAGGAGCUGCCGUCAGGGCUUGAAAGGGGUCGUUUAUAUGCCACGCUGGGGCCUAACUGGAGGGUACCGAUCCGGAAUUCUCCUAGGAGUCGAAGCUGUGUCUACAGCCCAACAGGGGCCUGCAGCUGCACAUUAGGUAGUUCCACAGGAGUCAUUACCAUGGAAGGGCCAUUAAGAAGAAAAACAUUGCUCAAAGAAGGCAAGAAACCUACUCUCUCCUCAUGGACUAGAUACUGGGUUAUGCUUUCAGGAUCAACUCUUCUGUACUUUGGAGCAAAAUCUUUAAGAGGCACUGAAAGAAAACAUUAUAAAUCUACACCUGGUAAAAAAGUCUCCAUUAUGGGCUGGAUGGUGGCACUGCCUGACGACCCUGAGCAUCCUGAUAUUUUCCAGCUAAAUAACCCUGACAAAGGCAAUGUUUACAAGUUCCAGACUGGUUCAAGGUUUCAUGCAAUAUUAUGGCAUAAGCAUUUGGAUGAUGCAUGCAAAAGCAACAAGCCUCAGGUACCUGCUAAUCUAAUGUCAUUUGAGUAAUUUGGUCUCCAGCCUGGUGCGACUUCAAGUGCCAAACUGAAGAAACAGGCUAUUGUUCUCUAAGGAGGAAGAGGAGAAUGGUUUUCCUAACAUGAGCCAGCCACGAAUAUUUCAGCACUUUCCUAUGUAACUUGAAAGUGAUUCUGACACAGCUUUUAAAAGCAGAAAGUGAAUGUUGUCCUUAGGACCAGAUGUAGUCUCAUACACUGAGUGAAAGCAGACAAGUUAGAUGGACAGAAGAUUAAUCCUGACUCCUGCAGGAUUCUAGAGCCCUGAACUUUUUGUGGUCAGAGACUGCCAGGAACUGAUGUUUGACCACAAACUGACCAUCAUAUCUUCUGCCUAUUCUUUUUUAAAUGGUUCUUUUUAUUGUUAAGCUGCUUUGUGUGACUGAAGAAUAUUUGGCCCAUGUUGGGUUUCAAUUCUUUCUAAUGCACAGAAUGAUUGACAGUGUUAACUUGCUGCAAAGUGUCAAUUAGAAUAGAAAAUUGUGGAACAACCUUUUUACAAUCUAAGUGCACUGAGUUGCUUGGCAAUGUGCUGCCUCAGAUUUUGUAUCAAAUCUCCGGACAAUUCUGCUGUUCACAUUUGAGCUAUUUGGGAAAAAUGUAUUUUGGCACAGGGCAGUUGGUUUUC